Protomyces lactucae-debilis is the source of this 853-nucleotide messenger RNA. RefSeq lists its product as uncharacterized. The record is from RefSeq and is a predicted model, not a curated record. Bases 74 to 727 code for a protein of 217 amino acids. Lineage: Eukaryota; Fungi; Ascomycota; Taphrinomycetes; Taphrinales; Protomycetaceae. The transcript has a single exon.
AAAUACCUGCCCAUCAGCUGCUCACUAACAAAGCUGCACAACUACCUUCAGCAACGACGACCCAGCACUUAACAUGAGGCGAGACAACACUAAAGCUGUUCUUUUCUGGUUCAUUGGAGCAAUGAAUACGCUGCCUGUUGUGAUGUCUCAACAAUACAAUAUUGGCCGACCGGAUAGCAAAAUCGACAAGGAUGCCAGCAAAAAUAACAUGAACUUUGCAGGCUCUGGAUGUCAGCGCUGGCAGUUCAAGUUCCAGAAGACUUUGCACACCUUGGUGGGAGACAUUACUGAACCUCCUUGCGGAAAGAAGUGCACAAUCGCAAUUCUCAAGGAUUUCACAGCAGCCCUCACGGCGACCAACAUUACGGAGGGAGGGGAGAAGAAGCUCGACGGAUGUGUGGCUGAUAGUGGUGUCUGUGCUGGCUUGUCUUCUGAAUCCUUUCAAGUGGGCGGCACUUGUUACUGCAUAGGGACUUUGGUUGCGCUUCGUCUACACGGAGGCUCACAAUGCGAACGAAACGAGGUGCAUAAAAGGUUUGCCGACAGACUCAAAGAGGACUGGACGACUAAAGACAAUCCCGGGCUUCUUCAGUCAAAGUUACAUUGUAAUCAACGCAAGGCAAGUCAUUGUUCGUGUGCAAAGUUCGACAAAAAGAACAAAUACUACGGUCUUCCGCAUGGAAAAGAGUGUCCUGCCGAGGUGGGGAAUCCAUUCCCCAACUCUUAGACCAAGUCGGGCACUGUUUCGAAUGCCUAUGAAGGCAGUGGGCAAAAUGCAGGUGCCACGCUCCAGUAUCGAUGAUACAAGUUGCUCGACUAUCAAUGAUGCAGAUCCUAUUGUUACUUAGAAGGU